Brassica napus (rape) is the source of this 3549-nucleotide messenger RNA. Its product is annotated as exocyst complex component EXO70A1. Gene Ontology annotation, molecular function: phosphatidylinositol-4,5-bisphosphate binding. The transcript has 13 exons. Gene Ontology annotation, cellular component: exocyst. NCBI's taxonomy places the organism in Eukaryota, Viridiplantae, Streptophyta, Magnoliopsida, Brassicales, Brassicaceae. Gene Ontology annotation, biological process: exocytosis. The record is from RefSeq and is a predicted model, not a curated record. The coding region runs from base 103 to 2019 and encodes 638 amino acids.
AAUAAAAUAUGAAAAACACAAGUCGUCUCUCUUUCUUUCCUCUCCUCAACUUCGCUAAUCGACGGCGAAGAAAAGUAAUUUCAUCAGCUUCUAAGAUUCGCCAUGGCCGUCGAUAGCCGAAUGGAUCUGCUCAGCGAAAGAGCUGUGCUGAUGAGAGAGUCUCUCCAGAAGAGUCAAACCAUCACCGAUAAUGUCGUCUCCAUCCUCGGCUCCUUCGAUAGCCGUCUCUCUGCUCUUGAAUCCGCCAUGCGUCCCACUCAGAUUAGAACGCAUGCGAUAAGGAAAGCUCACGAGAAUAUCGAUAAGACUCUCAAAUCCGCUGAGGUUAUUCUCUCUCAGUUUGAUCUCCUCCGUCAGGCAGAGACUAAAGUACUCAAGGGGCCACAUGAGGACCUGGAGAGUUAUUUGGAGGCAAUAGCUCAACUCAGAAAAGUUAUUCGUUAUUUUAGCAGCAACAAAGGCUUUAAGAACAGUGAUGGAGUCCUCAACCAUGCAAAUAGCUUGCUUGCCAAAGCUCAGUCGAAGCUGGAGGAGGAGUUUAAACAGUUGCUAGCUUCUUACAGCAAAGCUGUGGAGCCUGAUCGCCUUUUUGAUGGCCUUCCUAACUCACUGAGACCAUCCGCUGACGGUGAGGGUAAUGGAAAAGCCCACGGAGGACACCAUAACGAUGACUCAGAAACUGCUGCUUAUACACUUCCAGUCCUCAUUCCAUCAAGGGUAUUGCCACUUUUGCAUGAUUUGGCUCAGCAAAUGGUUCAGGCUGGUCACCAGCAACUGCUGCUACAAAUUUAUAGAGAAACACGUACUUUUGUAUUGGAAGAGAGCUUAAGAAAAUUGGGAGUUGAAAAACUUAGCAAAGAGGAUGUUCAGAGGAUGCAGUGGGAAGUUUUGGAGGCCAAAAUUGGAAAUUGGAUCCAUUUCAUGCGCAUUGCUGUUAAAUUGCUCUUUGCUGGAGAAAGGCAAGUAUGUGACCAGAUAUUCCGAGGCUUCGAUUCUCUUAGUGAUCAGUGUUUUGCAGAAGUUACAGUGAGCAGUGUCUCAAUGCUACUUAGCUUUGGGGAUGCCAUAGCUAGGAGCAAGAGAUCUCCAGAAAAGUUGUUUGUACUCUUAGACAUGUAUGAAAUAAUGCGGGAGCUUCAUUCAGAGAUUGAGACAAUUUUCAAAGGUAAAGCAUGCCUUGAAAUUAGAAACUCUGCUACGGGGUUGACAAAGCGGCUGGCGCAGACUGCUCAGGAAACAUUUGGUGACUUCGAAGAAGCUGUAGAAAAAGAUGCUACAAAGACUGCUGUUCUAGAUGGGACUGUCCACCCACUAACAAGCUAUGUUAUCAAUUAUGUCAAGUUCUUAUUUGACUACCAAGCGACUUUGAAGCAACUUUUCUCGGAAUUUGGAAAUGGAGAUGACUCGAACUCUCAGCUUGCAUCCGUAACAAUGAGGAUAAUGCAGGCGCUUCAAAACAACCUGGAGGGAAAAUCGAAACAGUACAAAGAUCAAGCACUGACACACUUGUUCUUGAUGAACAACAUACAUUACAUGGUUAGAUCUGUGCGCAGGUCAGAAGCCAAGGAUUUGUUAGGCGAUGAUUGGGUUCAAAGGCACAGGCGUGUCGUUCAGCAACAUGCAAACCUAUACAAAAGGACUGCUUGGACAAAGAUAUUACAAACCUCGUCGGCGCAAGGGUUGACCUCAUCCGGAGGAGGAAGUGUAGAGGGAGGAAACAGCAGCGGAGUUUCGAGAGGGUUACUGAAAGAGAGGUUCAAGAUGUUCAAUAUGCAAUUUGAUGAGUUGCAUCAGAGACAAUCACAAUGGACAGUUCCGGACACAGAGCUAAGAGAGUCACUAAGACUUGCUGUUGCUGAAGUAUUAUUGCCUGCUUACAGAUCAUUCCUCAAACGCUUUGGGCCUCUGGUUGAGAGUGGGAAGAAUUCUCAGAGAUACAUAAAGUAUACAGCUGAAGAUCUUGAGAGAUUGUUGGGUGAGUUGUUUGAAGGAAAGUCUAUGAACGAACCACGACGGUAAAAUCAAACUACCAAAGCUCAUUUUGUAAGGUAAAUUUCUGUCAAACUACUUCUCUUCUGUCUCCGUUGUAUAUGGAGUGUCGACAAUUCGUGUUUGUUUGUUUGUAUUUUUCUUAGUGAUGAGUGUGUAAAUUACUUGGAAACGAGUUAUUUCUCUUUUGUAUAACGUUCACGUUUUGAAAUAAGCAUGGCUUACAUAUCUGUCUGUAUUUAGCUUCUUGUAUUUAAUAAAAAAUGUUGUUACCGAACAGUAAACCUCCUUUCAAAUGUCCCAUAAGGCGAAAACUUCUACUCCUAGAAAUUUGGUUUGGGUCAUAUAAAAAAAACAUAAAGACUUAGAAUACUAAUGCAAAGACCCAAAUAUUUUUUUAGCAAUUAAAAAACUACCACACCAUUGUUCUUGAACCGGACAAGACAAUAGAGGUCGAUCAACAUUCAUACUUUUUAGUAAAAUAAUGAGUGGUGAGAUGUGUUUGUUGUUUUAAACACAUGUUUGGUAAUGGCAUAUUUUUUUGUUAAGUUUGGUAAUGGCAUAUUCCUUUUAGAAGAUGCGAAUUCUCCCAACAUCUUUACAUAGACUUUCCCAUUUACAUCAUCUCCUUCCACUUUUUCCCAAUAUAUUAUUCUUUCAAUGUCAUCCUUACACCGAUGACAUUACAUACUUUUAUUCCCCUUUACACCAAUAAUCUAUACAUCUUUUUCCAAUAUUUCAUUUUAUUCUCACUUAAAAUAACUUGUAGAUACGUAUACUUUGAACUCAUAUACAUCUCUACAUAUAAAUGCAUCGUUCAUAAAGUUUUAAUGUCGGUCUACUAAUAUAUAAACUACGUUAGUUAGAUUUGUAUUCGUUUUCAUAUACAGUUUAGGACAAACAAUAUAUAACUAUUAUCAACAGACAUGUGGUACAGUGGUUACACUGAGCUGAUUAAUUAUUGAAGAAAAAAAGCAUUUUAAAGAAAAAGUGGAAAGAACACUAUGGCUUAUGUAAUGGGUGCUUUCAAUUUCUCUUUUAAUGUGUCUCCAAGACCAAAGACAAAGAGAGAAGCCAUAAAACCCUAGCAGCAUCCAUUGUUGAAACUCUCUUUGGCACAACACAAAACACACAAACUAUGGCCAUCCCCUAAAGAAAUGAAGAAGAAUCCUCUGACUCAAUCAGAAGAUCUAACCAUAAAGGGUUUUGAGAGGUUCAGAUUUUCUUUAAUGGAUGGCCAAAAACACAAGAGUACUCACACAAAAGAUUGCAUGAAGGUUGAUGAAGACAAGCUUGGUUUGUCUUUUGUUAUCUCUCGUAUGGGCAACUUCGAUCCUUUGGCAAGCUUCGGUUCCCCUCGGAAUCAGCAGAUUAUUACUAUCUUACUCUAUUAAUUGUCUUUGUGCUUCGUUAAGUUUGUUUCCAGUUUGGUUUUGUUUAGUGUCUUUAAUUACGCUGUGUGCUGUGUUUGAAUGUGUGUGUGCUAUUGUAAUCCCUUGUGAUGCACCACUCAGGUGUGUUCCAAUAUGGGUGAGGAAUAAAAGAAUAUUCGGUUUGUUA